AUGGUGAAGAGAGAAGAGAGCUGGCAAAAAAGAGUGGAUAAGGAAAUUGAGAAAAGGCGAAGAAUUGAGGAAAGCUACAAAUCAGCCUUGAAUGAAUUUAUGAAAAAGUCACAUUUUGGAGGACCAGACUUUGAGGAAGGCCCAAACAGCCUCAUCAACGAAGACGAGUUCUUUGAUGCCGUUGAAGCUGCUCUCGACCGACAAGACAAAAUUGAGGAGCAGACGGAGAAGACCAGGAUUCAGAGACCCAGCCCUGUCCCGACUCCAAACAUCUACUCAAGCUCUGGAUCCCACCGUUUCUCCGACAAGUCUGUGGUUGAACGAGUAACCCCUGACUGCAGUCCGCAGAUCGGGGCGGAGCUCAACGUGGGCGGAGUCAAACGUUUGACUCCGCCCACGUUGAGCUCCGCCGAGCGGGAGCUAGGCAUUGAGGACUGUGCGUAUGACAGAGAAGGAGAAGAAGCAGAGGAGAAGAAGAGCGAAGUAGCUGGCAGAAUGGAGGUACUGUAG
This is a messenger RNA of Knipowitschia caucasica, 510 nucleotides long. The record is from the annotation of a GenBank genome assembly. NCBI's taxonomy places the organism in Eukaryota, Metazoa, Chordata, Actinopteri, Gobiiformes, Gobiidae.